Molecule: messenger RNA, 1142 nt
Organism: Nymphalis io (European peacock)
Lineage: Eukaryota; Metazoa; Arthropoda; Insecta; Lepidoptera; Nymphalidae
Product: A disintegrin and metalloproteinase with thrombospondin motifs adt-2-like
Exons: 5
Coding region: 66-854 (262 amino acids)
Biological process (GO): proteolysis
Molecular function (GO): metalloendopeptidase activity
Source: RefSeq, a predicted model, not a curated record
CGCAUAAGUUCAGACGUUGCUUAGUUUCAUUUAAGCUCUGUGAUAGUACGUAUGUGUGUGUGACCAUGAAACUGUGCUUGAUAUUGAUUUUAUUGACCAUUAUUCGUUUUGGAAAUGGAAGCCAGAUAAAAACAACGCAGCCAUAUAAAUAUUUAACGAAACCGACCAACGAUAUAACAAUAAAGAUAAUGGUACAUAUAGACAAAGAAUUGACGAGGAAACUAAUCCAGAAGUACGGAUUGAAGACGAGAAAGAAAUUGAAAAAUCUGACACAUGGUAUAUUAGAAAACGCAAGGAAACUAUUCAUGCAUCCAAGUUUGAACCAAACGAUUAACUUUAAGUUAUUAGACACAAGAUUUCUAAGAAACAGUAAAGUGAUAGCGAUGGAUGAAAACGCGCCAAAGUAUCUCAGUAGUUACUGCGACUGGCAGAGUAAAAAGAAGAUGAGUGAAAGGUCAUUGUACUAUUCAGUACUGUUGACAGGAUUAGACUUAUUCCACGUCAACGAUGGCAAACUAAUUCGGAGUAACUCAGGUCGUGGCUACACGAGAGGAAUGUGCAGCGUCAGAAAAAGCUGUGCUCUCAUUGAAUGGGAUCCGAGAACUAUUAGUUUUUUAUUAGCACACGAAAUUGGUCACAGCCUAGGCAUGAGACAUGAUGGGCCACCAUAUAAUCAAUGUAGUGAUCAGAAAAACAUCAUGGCAAUAAAAUACGACGAAUCACACCAUCCAAAGAGCUGGUCUCCUUGCAGUUGGUUUUCGUUGAGACAGUUUUUAAAGACCAGUAAAGCGUGGUGCGUCAGAACUGAACAUGAUAGAAGAAAUACAUUAAAACAUUAUGUAUCAAGGAACUAAUAUUUGUGAUAAAGAGAGCAUUUAUUUAUAGAACUAUCUAGUCAGAUUAUACCGCAACAGCCUGUGAAUGUCCCACUGCUGGGCUAAAGGCCUCCUCUCCUCUUUUUGAGGAGAAGGUUUGGAGCUUAUUCCACCACGCUGCUCCAAUGCGGGUUGGUGGAGUCAGAUUAUAAAAUGUUAGCAAUUAAAGUUACUGACUUAAACUGACAUUAACAGAUAAUUGUGGAUUACCCGCUAAAAACAAAUAAGUAAGUUGUUACUGGGCUGGUAAUACUUUGAUAAAAUUCA